GUGUGUGUAACAGACAGCAAGACCGUCAAAACCAGCGAAGCAGGAAGCAGCUAUUCAAGAAACAAGAAUAGCAAACACACAGAGAGAUAUACUCUACCGUAUAAUAAUACAACAUGAGCUGUAGACUGGGCUUCAACAUGGAGCUAGGGUUGCGUUUUCAAAAAGAGGAGAACAGUCUCAAAUUCCGAUCCCAAGGGCAGCCGUGAGCAUAACCUGGAGCGAUUAUUAUUAUUAUUAUUAUUAUUAUUAUUAGCGAAUGGAUGGGUCUAUAUCGUCAGCCUGUACUGUGCAGAAUUCGUAGGGUCGACUUUUUUAUAGGGUCUUUUUUUUUUAAAAUUGUUUUUAAAAUAAACAGUUUGCAGAAUUUGUGACAAAACUGCAGCAAAGCAUCGAUGGACAGCAGCUCGGUUUUAAGCGCCAUGGACCCCUCGGUCACGCUGUGGCAGUUUCUGCUUCACCUGCUGGACGACCCCGGGCGCCAGCACCUGAUCACGUGGACGUCCUCCGAUGGGGAGUUCAAACUGCUGGACGCCGAGGAGGUGGCCCGGCUUUGGGGUCUGCAGAAGAACAAGACCAACAUGAACUACGAUAAGCUGAGCAGAGCGCUGCGCUACUACUACGAUAAGAAAAUUAUCAAAAAGGUAAGCGGGCAGAAGUUCGUCUACAAGUUCGUGACCUACCCGGACCCCGUUGCCUUGGAGACCAUGAAAGAGGAGACGAACCGACGGGAGAACCCGCUGGACAUCCUGCCCCGCAGCGCGGGGGCGGAGGGCGGGGAGGGUCACGUUCAGAGAGGCUCAGGUGGCACCAACGCGCCCAAGAGCAGCCGUAACGACUACAUGAGAUCGGGUCUCUACUCCACCUUCACCAUCCAGUCCCUGCAGUCACCCAGCAAGCCAGCCAGGGCGAUCAAAACAGAGAGCCCUCAGCCCGGCAAACACAAGACCUCUCCGCCCAGCAAGACCUCUCCCCCCAGCGCAGGGGUCCAGCAGCUACCAGAGGUGCGGAUUCACCCUGAGGGGUCCCCAUGCGGUCUGGAUUCAAGGCCCCCGGAUGAACCGCUGACCCUGCAGGUGAUCGUGACCCAGCCCUCCCCCUCGUCCACCCCCUCGCUCAGCCCUCAAGCCCAGAUGGAAAUCACCCCGAAGGAUCCCGGCCUGUCCGACCCUCUUCCGGUUUUCACCAGCAGCGUCUCCGAUCCUUCCUCCAAGCUGCGGGCUCCCGGGGAGAGUGUGGAGAUCUCACAGCAACACCAGAUCAUCGUGGUGAUCCAGCCCUCUCCCCCAGACACAGGAGAUGGGAGCCAGCCAGCCGGAGAUUGCAUCCUGGAGAUCGUGCCUCUGGACCAGCCUGAGGUCCCUUCUGAAACAGCGGCCGAGAACGCGGGACUUCCCACGUCGACAGGGGAGGUGCCUGAAAAUACACCCGGUGAGGGUGAGCCGAAAUCGGGGCAAACCGAGGAGAAGGAGAGGGGAGAACCAGGAGGUGGUUCCAGCAAGUCUCCGGCCGUUGCUGCCCCAGCCACUGGCCCCGAAGUCCAGCCGCCCAAAGCCAAGAAGCCCAAAGGCUUGGAGCUGCCCUCCUCACCCACGCUUCUACCCUGUGGACUCACUCAGGACAAGGUUAACGCAGCGGUCAACAGCCUCCUGGCAGCAGGCAGCGCUGCCAACACCCUCACCCCCACCGUCAUCACCUCCCACGCACUGACUCCGGUGUUGCUAACCCCCAGCCCCCUCCCCUCGGCUAUCCACUUCUGGAGCACGCUCAGUCCCAUCGCACCACGCAGCCCAGCCAAGCUCUCAUUCCAGUUUCCAUCCAAUGGAAGCAACCAGAUCCAGAUUCCCACCCUCAGCGUGGACGGUCUCUCCACGCCUGUGGUCCUCUCUCCAGGGCCUCAAAAACCGUGACUCACCCCCUGGGGCAGGGGCUGGUGGACUUAACCCUUCGCGCUCCAAAAGAUCCUGUCUUGGGGUCAGGAACGCAGGCGAGUGUGACAAGAGAUUUUUCGCGGAUUUCUCAUAGAAUUCGCGCGGAAAAUGCACCGACGCCAACGUCUGCUUCUGUGGCAAAAAUCAGUGGCUGAUUUCUUUUUCCCUGAUGUUCGUGGCUGCCAAAACGACCGCGGUGGUCAGUGAGAGGCGGAGCGGUUUUGGGCUUUUUGAAGAUUUUCUUUGCUUUUUCAAAGCGCGAGGGCCACUUUUUUAAAAAUAAAGUUGUGGCAGCCUAGUCUUUUAAACGGGCUGGCUAUUUUCAUUGUUUUUUCAGAAAGGAGGAAUGUUUUUUGGAAGAAAGUUUUCUGGUUUAAAUUUCUGGUGAUCUGCUGGUUAAAUUUUGACAGCACACCCAGAUGGUUAACAUGGAUGUAUUUUUUGAUGGAUGUUUCUUAAAGUUGUUUUUUUGUUAAUGGAAAAAAUCCUGAAAUUCUGUGAUUUUUCCCUAGAAAAUGAGAAUCCGCAUUUGUUUUGCAUUUUAAAGCAAGGUGUGGAAUCCAAAUUUUGUCUUUUCCCUUGUGUUUCUUGAACGCCAAGGAAUACAGCAAGUUUGGGAAUAUGUUUACACAUGGGGGGAAAAAAAACAAAAACACAUUUUAAAGUCUUCUGUUUCCAGCAGAAAUUGUCUCAUUCGAAUUUCCUUGAAUGACGGUUAAACUGACAUCAGAUUUCCAAAAUAUCUUUGGGAAUGGGGGUUCUAAACUCUGAAAUUCCGGAAUGGGAUUCCGUGGAAUUUUAAAACCCCAAAAAUUCCGUAGAUUCCUGACCAAAGCCACUUUUUUUUUUUUUUUUUUUUGGACGAAAUCCUACAGAUUAUAUUUUAUAUAAAAAAAAAAAAAAAACAUUUUUAAAAAUAAAAUAAAAAAUUUAGUCUGGGCAUUUCAGGAAAGGGCUACAACUAUAUUGUAUGUGUGUUACCAAAUACCAAUUCACUGCAGCCACUAAGACCAUGUAAAUGAAACUAUGCUAGCUGAAUGGUUUCGUUGUGGCAGGACUCACAGAAGCAUGAUUGUUUUUCAAGAGGGAUAUUUGAACAGGUGUUUGUGGUAGAUUUGUUAAGAAAAGUUUAUGGGUUCAAAUCAAAACCGCAUGGGGGGGAAGACGAGGGUCGAUUUCCGUCUACAAACCUGCUAGUCUCUGCUAGUCCUGCGAUUUUGUAAAUCUAUUAGGUAACAAUUCCCUACAAGAACUUUCCUGCAGUUUAUUUCCACUGUUCAAAGUCGUUUAACAGGGUUGUUUAUUGUUACCUGGAAGGCGAGAGGUUUUAUAUUCAUAUCGAUGGCCCACACGCGCGAUUAAGCAGCAGAAGUUUUUAAAUAUUGUUGGAGUUUCUGAUAUGCCUCGCACGGUUUGCACACGUUGCAGGUGAGCAAACACAAAGCAAAAUGAUUUUGCUGUCAUUGAAACAAAACAUGGGCUUGCCUUUUAUAAGCUUCUAGCAUUUCCACGGCUCUCUCUAAUCAUUGUGUGAUGGAAGGAAUGUUUCCUUGUCUAAAGGAAGUGAGUGUGGGCUUAUACUGAAAGAGAAAGGGAGGCUCUUAUACUCUCUGCACAGCCUCCCUCUGCUCUGUGCUGGUGGAGCAGACAAAGAGAACGGGAGGCUCUUCUACUCUCCGAACAGCCUCCCUCUGCUCUGUGCUGGUGGAGCAGAGAAAGAGAAAAGGAGGCUGUUAUACUCUCUGA
Messenger RNA from Polyodon spathula (Mississippi paddlefish), 3674 nucleotides. It is a transcript of the gene elk1, whose product is annotated as ETS transcription factor ELK1. Bases 393 to 1907 code for a protein of 504 amino acids. NCBI's taxonomy places the organism in Eukaryota, Metazoa, Chordata, Actinopteri, Acipenseriformes, Polyodontidae. The record is from RefSeq and is a predicted model, not a curated record. Gene Ontology annotation, molecular function: sequence-specific DNA binding; DNA-binding transcription factor activity, RNA polymerase II-specific. Gene Ontology annotation, cellular component: nucleus. The transcript has 9 exons. Gene Ontology annotation, biological process: regulation of transcription by RNA polymerase II; cell differentiation.